Messenger RNA from Misgurnus anguillicaudatus (oriental weatherfish), 1387 nucleotides. Its product is annotated as E3 SUMO-protein ligase ZBED1-like. Gene Ontology annotation, molecular function: protein dimerization activity. Lineage: Eukaryota; Metazoa; Chordata; Actinopteri; Cypriniformes; Cobitidae. The record is from RefSeq and is a predicted model, not a curated record.
UAGCGCGUUAACGACGUUAAUUAGUUGUUUGUUGUUAAUUACGUCAAUUUUUUUAACGCAUUUCACGCAUGCGCAGUGUGACAAAUUAUUCAGGUCAGGAAAGUCACGGAAGUAGUUGGGAGCUAGAGGCGAGAUGGAGCAAGGUGAGCAAAGUGGGCCUAUUGACGGAUUCAAAUAUAAAAAGAAUGAUGAUGGUACAGUUAACAAGUACAAGGUUAUUUGCAAGAUUUGUAACAAGGAGUUUCAAUUUCACCGGAGCUGUUCAAGCUUGAAGUACCAUGUCAACGCCAAACAUGCAUUUGCUGGGCCGUCAGGUUCAGCAAGUGGUUUGCGCCAGACCACGCUGAAUGUUCGCAGGCCAUUAACAAAAUCAACCUCAGUUAAUUUGACCAACACAAUAGCAAAAUGGAUUGCAAAGGAUUGUAGACCCAUUAGCAUUGUAGAAGACGCAGGUUUCCUUGAGGUUUUGCAAGUGGCGUCUCAAGACUCAUACUAUAAGCCACCGUCAAGAGCCACAGUUAUGACGAAAAUCCACGAGCUCUAUGAAAAUGAGAAAGAAAAAAGGAAAGCGGUCUUGGCUCAAGUAAAUCAUAUCGCCCUGACAGGAGACCAUUGGACAUCAGUAAGUAACAACAAUUACCUCGGAGUAACUGCACAUUUCAUCAGUGACACGUGGGAACUGAAGUCUUUUGCGCUGACUAUAUUAAAAACUGAGGAGCGUCAUUUUGCGGAGGCUUGUAAAGAACAGUUCCUGUCUGUUGCACGUAAGUGGGACAUCGAGGGCAAGACGACAACCAUUGGGACUGACAGUGCACGUAACAUGGUUGCCGCAAUUCGACUUACACGCUAUGAACACAUGAGCUGUGUCGCUCACAUGGUGCAGAGAAGUGUCACAGUGAGUCUUGCUGACAGCGGCUUUGUAAAUGCUUUGGCCAAGGCUCGCAAAGUUGUCGGUCAUUUUAAGCACAGCCCAGCAAAUGCUACGGAGCUUCAAGCACAACAAGUCAGCCUGGGAAAGAAGCAAGAGCCAUUGAUCCAGGACGUUCCAACACGUUGGAAUUCGACGCUGGAAAUGGUCAAGCGCUUGAGCAGAAAUAAAGAGGCUGUCAUCGCAGCCCUGGACAAUCAGGAGCAUAAACUCGUUUUGCCGACCGCAGCAGAGUGGGAUAAACUGCAGAGGCUGGAGGCACUUCUAGAGCCAUGCAGGUAUGUAACUGAGCUCCUGGGUGGAGAGGCCUAUGUCUCCUGUUCUGUGGUACUACCUUCUCUCUGCCACUUGCGUCUCAAGAUGGAAGCCUGUGAUGAGGACCCUGCAUAUGUGGUGAGAUUCAAGACCAAGUUCAAGGAGGACCUAGCAUCCCGCCAAGAACAGCUCAACAAUGCAUGA